CUAACUCGUUUAGAUAGCUCGCAAUUAUCUGGUAGUAUACCAUUGGAGAACUCGUAUUUGAAUUUACUUUACGCGUCUUCGUUUAACUCCUACGUAUCAUCCUUGUUUUCGUCGUCCGAAGAUCCGACUAUAACCGAAAUCAAAAUGCCAAUUGAUUUUUAUCAACUUCCUGGAAGCGCUCCGUGCCGUGCCGUUGCAUUGACGGCUGCCGCGCUUGGUAUCGAAAUGAAUUUUAAGGAAGUUAAUUUAAUGAACGGAGAUAACUUAAAACCAGAAUAUUUGAAGAUAAAUCCACAGCACACGAUACCUACAAUCAAUGAUAAUGGUUUCUCCUUGUGGGAAAGUCGGGCUAUUAUGUCAUACCUGGCAAAUCAAUAUGGUAAGAAUGACUCAUUGUAUCCAAAGGAUCCGAAGAAACGUGCGGUCGUCGAUCAAAGAUUGUAUUUCGACGCAUGCACCUUGUAUAAAUCUUUCGCAGACUACUACUAUCCUAUAAUUUUCGCCAAAGCUCCUAAAGAUCAAGCGAAAUACGAAGCUAUUGGUACGGCUAUGUCUUUCCUUAAUACGUUCCUCGAAGGACAAGACUACGUGGCAGGAAAGAACAUGACUCUCGCUGACCUGUCCAUUGUGGCCACCUUGUCCACGGUAGAGGCCAUGGACUACGAUUUCAGCAAAUAUAAAAAUGUGACCAGAUGGUAUGGAAAGAUCAAGUCGGAAGCUCCAAAAUACGAAGAGUACAACAACGCAGGCAUAAAGGCAUUCAAAGAGUUGGUGGAUAACAUGGCGAAGAAGCGAGCAAUCAUGUCAGUGGAUCUGUACUACACGCCAAUGAGUUCACCCUGCAGAGCGGUUCUCUUGACUGCCGAGGCCAUUGGUAUUACUUUAAAUUUAAUAGAAAUAAAUUUAUUUGAAGGCGAACAUCUAAAGCCAGAAUUUGAACAGCUGAAUCCACAGAAAACUGUCCCGUUUCUUGUAGACGGCGAUUACAAACUAUCUGAGAGUCGAGCCAUCAUGUCAUAUUUAGUUGAUCAAUAUGGUAAAAACAUUCGUCUAAAUCCGCAAACACCGGCUGGUCGAGCCUUGGUCAAUCAUCGAUUACAUUUUGAUAUUGGUACCUUGUAUAGGGGCAUGAAAAAUUAUUACUAUCCAGUCGUGUUUAAAGGGGCAAAUUACAAUCCGGAAUAUUACAAGGCACUCGAAGGCGCGUUCGAUGUCCUCGAUAAAUUUCUAAAUGGGCAAGAUUACGUCGCUGGACGCAAUUUGACCAUUGCCGAUCUCGCAUUGGCAGCCACUGUAUCAACAACGGAGGUUUUCGGUUUCGAGGUAGAGAAAUACGUGAAUGUUGCCAAAUGGAUGGAUAAAAUAAAAUCAUCCGCGCCAGGUUAUCGUAAAGCCAAUGAAGAAGGAUUAGAAAUAAUGAAAAGAUUGGCCGAUGAUGCGAAAAAGGAGUAAUCUAUGCCACUAUUGAUAUAUUAGCAUGUUAUUUGUUAAAUUUAAUAAAAUUGUAGAAAGUAGAAAGUAAUAAAGUAAGCCUUCCUUAGAAAUA
Bombus terrestris (buff-tailed bumblebee) is the source of this 1546-nucleotide messenger RNA. RefSeq lists its product as uncharacterized. The coding region runs from base 145 to 1452 and encodes 435 amino acids. Gene Ontology annotation, molecular function: glutathione transferase activity. The transcript has 11 exons. The record is from RefSeq and is a predicted model, not a curated record. Lineage: Eukaryota; Metazoa; Arthropoda; Insecta; Hymenoptera; Apidae. Gene Ontology annotation, biological process: glutathione metabolic process.